AAAACUAAUCGUCUCAUUAGAAAAUUAAGUAUCCGGGAAAUUUGGGACCUCGAAAAACCGCUUUUCGAGAUAAGCUCAUCCAAAGCGGCAUAGUACAAUAAGAGCCCUUUUAAUGUGGACGCCUACAAAUAGACAAUAAUAAAUUACAAAAAAAAUUAUAAUAGCGAAAAAUUAUAAGCUUAAACACUUUUCUUUGGUGAAUAGGAACCGUCCUUUACAAACACUGAUGAUUUAUAUUUAAACAGCAUUUUUUGUUAUUUACUGAUUGUCUAAAGUGAGCAAACAGAAACAUUUAAAUCCAUUUACGCAGUAAGGGCAAAAAUCGGAUGCAAUGAAUUUGAUAUAAAAAUUAAUGAUGUUCAAUGCAGGUGACCUCAUUCUAAUAAUAUUUUCUACUUGCUGUUCUAAAUCCCCUAAUAAGGAAGGAGAUUAAAUCUAAUAAAUGGUAUUUAACGAAGCUAUGCCGCACCAUCAUUCAGUUUGCAGUGCGAAUUUCAAGAUCAUCAGAAGCGAAACACUAUUUGUGCAACAAUGAAGACUUUAUUUGCAAAUUUCAUUUUUGUCUGUAUUUCGUCUUCAAUCUUCGUUAAUGGGGAGACGCCGGUUUUUUUUCUCGACACAGACUUUGAAGAGUUAAUCGAAAUAUGCAAGUGGAAGAAACUGGAUAUCAGGGACAAUAAAAUUUAUGAUCCAUAUUUUAAUCGCUACUUAGAAAUCCAAGAAAUUUUAACAAAAAAAUUAAAUUCGGAUAAAUCGCUGAAAUUAGACAAAUUGAUUCAGGAUGAAUGUAUUAAGCAGCCAACUUUGAAACAAGAAAUCGAAAAUAUGACGAAUAUUUUUCAAAGUUGUUUAGAGGAUAGUGAACGUUUGGAUGAAACAAGAAAAAAAAGGAUGGUAGAGAAGGUUCUAGAGACAAAAUGUGGAAGCAUAAAGAAAGCCUUGAUUGUCCGAGCAGAAGAAAAUUGUAUCCAAUCAGACAAUCCUGAUCAUCGUGCAAACUGCAUCCAUCUGGUUUCGCAUCCUGUACAAUCGUUUUUACCAGUUCCGAUGAAUUAUUCCGCUGAAGAAUGCAGAGAAUUUCGCGACAAACUACUUUGGAAAAACUCUAUGGCGACCUGCAAAGAGGAAACGAGCUCACCCUUAUAUCGAAGAUCUCGUAAAUAAUGAUUUAUAUUUAACGGAGGUGAGCAGGUUCUAGCUCUCAGUUUGCAUUCACCCUCGAAGUUGCUCUCGCCCUCAUUGUAACUGAAGCUACAAGAUGAUUAAGAAUA
Messenger RNA from Belonocnema kinseyi, 1271 nucleotides. RefSeq lists its product as uncharacterized. The record is from RefSeq and is a predicted model, not a curated record. The coding region runs from base 532 to 1164 and encodes 210 amino acids. NCBI's taxonomy places the organism in Eukaryota, Metazoa, Arthropoda, Insecta, Hymenoptera, Cynipidae. The transcript has 6 exons.